Molecule: messenger RNA, 2193 nt
Organism: Engraulis encrasicolus (European anchovy)
Lineage: Eukaryota; Metazoa; Chordata; Actinopteri; Clupeiformes; Engraulidae
Product: intraflagellar transport protein 56-like
Exons: 19
Coding region: 146-1852 (568 amino acids)
Biological process (GO): intraciliary transport involved in cilium assembly; intraciliary anterograde transport
Cellular component (GO): intraciliary transport particle B; ciliary basal body; ciliary base
Molecular function (GO): intraciliary transport particle B binding; protein binding
Source: RefSeq, a predicted model, not a curated record
UCCAAGCUGUCAACAACGCAUACAAGAGUAAUCGUGGGCAUCACUAUCAACACACAUUUUGAAAUAAUCAGUCGUAAAACCAGAUCUUGUAGGAUAUCACCAAACCAUACCUUCUGUUGAUGACAAAGUUACGGAAUACGGGGUCAUGAUUCUUUCAAGGGUGAAGCCAGCUAUUGGUGGGGAAACCCCUGUCACGAAGAAAAUUAAAGGAAAAGGCUCGUCAUUAGUAGAAGAUUAUCUCAAUCAGAGAGAUUAUGUGGGAGCAAUGACAUUACUUGAGUUUCAGCGCAGCAUUGGAGAACGAGGCGAAGAUGCAGACUUGUGGCUGGCAUAUUGUGCUUUUCACCUGGGGGACCACAAGCGAGCAAUGCAGGAGUACAAAGCUCUGACAGAGAGGCCAGACUGCCGUCCUGAUGUAUGGGUGUAUUUGGCUUGCACUCUCUUCCUCUUGGGAUUUUAUAAGGAGGCAGAGGAGGCGGGCAGUAAAGCUCCCAAAAGUCCACUUCAGAAUCGCCUUCUGUUCCACCUGGCACACAAGUUCAACGAUGAGAAGAAGUUAAUGGUGUUCCACCAGAAGCUGGAGGACAUGACAGAGGACCAGCUGAGCUUGGCCUCCAUCCACUACAUGCGCUCGCACUACCAGGAGGCCAUCGACAUCUACAAGCGCAUCCUGCUGCAGAACAGGGACUUCCUGGCCCUGAAUGCCUAUGUGGCUCUGUGCUACUACAAGCUGGAUUACUACGACGUCUCCCAGGAAGUCUUGGCCGUCUAUCUGCAGAGGGUUCCCGACUCCACCAUCGCCCUUAACCUCAAGGCCUGCAACUACUUCAGACACUUCAAUCAGAAGGCAGCGGAGGCAGAACUGAAGAACUUGAUUGAGAUAUCCUCAUCCUCCUCCUCCUCAUUUGAGUUUGCCAAAGAUUUGAUCAGACACAAUCUGGUUGUGUUCCGGAAUGGGGAGGGGGCUAUGCAGGUCCUUCCUCCACUUGUCGACGUGAUUGUUGAAGCCAGACUCAAUCUGAUCAUCUAUUAUCUCAGACAAGAUGAUGUUCAAGAGGCUUUCAAUCUCACCAAAGAAAUGGAACCCAGUCAUCCACAGGCUGAAGGCAGUGUUAGGCUUAAUGUACACCAGCGUACAGAGUACAUAAUAAAGGGUGUUGUGCAUGCAGCCCUCGGUCAGGAGGUGGGCUCGAGAGACCACUUGAAGGUGGCACAGCAGCUUUUCCAGCUGGUGGGAGGCUCUGCAAGCGAGUGUGACACAAUUCCUGGCAGGCAGUGCAUGGCUUCUUGCUUCUUCCUGCUUCGCCAGUUUGAGGAUGUGCUGAUCUACCUCAACUCCAUCAAGAGCUAUUUCUACAAUGACGAUACCUUCAACUUCAACUAUGGCCAAGCAAAAGCUGCUGUGGGCAACUACAAAGAAGCAGAGGAGAUUUUCCUGUUAAUCCAGAGUGAGAAGAUGAAGAAUGACUUUGUGUACCUGAGCUGGCUGGCACGCUGCUACAUUAUGAACCAGAGACCACGGCUGGCCUGGGAGCUCUACCUCAAGCUGGAGACGUCCGCAGAUUCUGUCAACCUGCUCAACCUCAUUGCCAAUGACUGCUACAAGAUGGGGCAGUUCUACUAUGCAGCAAAGGCAUUUGACGUCCUUGAGCGGCUGGAUCCGAGCCCGGAGUUCUGGGAGGGCAAGAGGGGCGCCUGCGUGGGGAUCUUUCAGCUGGUCCUGUCCGGCCGGCAGCCAAGGGAAACUCUGAGGGAGGUCCUGCCCUUGUUGAGGAACACAGGGAACCCCGAGGUGGAUUACAUUGUCAGGAUCAUAAAGAAGUGGGCCAAAGACAACCGGGUGUCUCUGUGAUACGACCUUAUUUAUUUAUUUAUCUGAACUGUGGACAUGUGCACAAACACACUGUUGUCUUCCAAAGUCACUGGCAGGCAAAAUAUUUACAGCUUGCCUUUUACAGUCUAUGCACAACACACUGUUCAACACAGUGUGCAUGCAUGCUUUCUACUACUUUGUGCAAAUUCAAGCUAUUGUGAUAUAUUUGUUGCUGUACAUAUAUGCAUCUUUAAGUUAAGUGGUCUUAAUAUUUUGUAUAAUAGUUAUAUAGGUUGUUAUAUUUUCCCAGUUGCAAUAUUGUUCAUCAAAAAAUCUUUUUAGCAAAAGAAAGAAAAAAGGAAACAAUAAAAAACACGACU